Patiria miniata (bat star) is the source of this 1736-nucleotide messenger RNA. Its product is annotated as neutral cholesterol ester hydrolase 1-like. The coding region runs from base 89 to 1099 and encodes 336 amino acids. The transcript has 3 exons. The record is from RefSeq and is a predicted model, not a curated record. NCBI's taxonomy places the organism in Eukaryota, Metazoa, Echinodermata, Asteroidea, Valvatida, Asterinidae. Gene Ontology annotation, molecular function: hydrolase activity.
CUACAACGAAGUUGUCCAUCAGCUCGUUCCCGCCCUGCCAGCCAGUCUAGCGUUCUGGAUAGAGAAAUGCAUAUACUCUGUCAUCCCAAUGCUAUCUGUCAAUGUCACAACUGCAGACGCCGUUUUUGACGGAGUACGAGUCCGGAUCUUCGAUGAUGACCGUCCCAGCGUGGGCGCCACACCGGGGGAGACGAAGCUUCGCCCCGCGGUCAUCUUCUUCCACGGUGGUGGCUUUAUGAUGAUGAAUUUAGAUGCAUACCACGGCCACACGGCACACAUAGCCAGGAAUUUCCAGGUGAUGCUGAUAUCUGUCGAGUAUCGUCUAGCACCCAAGCACCGCUUCCCAGCUGCAAUAGAUGACUGCACAGCAGCUACAGUCUGGUUCCUGGAGCACGCCCACGACUUCAACGUCGAUCCGACCAGGGUUGCCGUCAUGGGCGACAGCGCUGGAGGCAACCUGGCUGCUGCCGUGGCCCAGAGGUUGACCUUUGACCCUAAAUACAAAAGCCUGCCCAAGGUGAAGCUCCAAAUUCUGAUCUACCCGAUGCUUCAGGCUUUUGACUUCCAGACGCCUUCUUACCAGCAGAAUGGAGACUACACGAGUGUGAUUAUGAACAGGAAGUACACGGUCAUGGCUGCCGAUAAUUACAUGAACGGAAACUCCAGUCUGGAUUCUAAGAUGUCAAAGAACCUCCACACCUCAGCUGAUGCAAAAACAUCCCCACUGGCCCAAAAGUGCCUGUCCCACGACCUCAUUCCGGAUGAGUUCAAACAGACUGGCUACGAAGCUCCUUCAACUAACUUGGGUGAUGAGAGCAUCUACAACGAGAUUAAAGAGGUUCUCCUGGAUCCAGACUUCGCUCCUCUCAUGCGAGAAGACCUGAGAGGACUCCCAGAGGCUUACAUCCUGACCGCCGAGUAUGACGUCUUGAGGGAUGACGGCAUCAUGUACGCCAAGCGUCUGGAGAUGGCGGGAGUGCCAGUCGCUUGGAAGCAUUAUCGGCGGGGCUUCCACGGAAUGUUUGGCGCCUUAUUCGACUCUCCGACAGAAAAACUCGGACAGAUAGAUUUUGCAGAAUAUUUAAAGGAACAUCUAUGACAAAGACGUUGGUUAGUUAGAGCUUCGGUUUGACACUUGGCAUUCACGAGCAAUAUAACACAGAUCUUCAUAAUUAUAGUAUUUGUUGGAAAGGCGGGUUUUUUUAUACUUUAAAAGUAGGUAUAGAUCAUAUUUUGUCAAUAAUUGUGCAUUUCUUUCCGUUCGAUUCAAGGCCAAUAUGUGUAAAAAAAAAAAUUAAAAAAAGUAAUCUUAGAUACCAUUUUGAAAGACCUAAUUAAUGGAAAGAAUUUGCUGCAAGACUUUGCUGCAUGCGAGGUGUAUACAUUUGGUUUCUUUAUUUAAUUAAAGAUUCUAUUUCUAUUCAAAUCACUCCCAUUAUAUUCAUCCGCGGGUCAACUUGGUAGAAACUGAAAUGAACCAGCCUCAGUGGUUCGCUCAAAUGCCAUUGGAUGGUUGUUUGUUGGUUUUCAUUUGACAAUCUCCAUGGAUAUCGAACACAGACAAUAAACAGCAAAUUACUAAUCAAGAUAUCAGAGGCUUUGUCGAGGAUAGCACAAAAGAAGCUACCAGCACCUCAAUUCCAUUGUGGUCCCCUAUUUAAAAUGAAAAUGAAAGUUGCCAGAAAACAGGGCGUUCAAUUUAGAAAGGAUUUAUAUUAAAUGUACAUACCUCUGUC